Tripterygium wilfordii is the source of this 871-nucleotide messenger RNA. Its product is annotated as protein SODIUM POTASSIUM ROOT DEFECTIVE 2-like. Gene Ontology annotation, molecular function: metal ion binding. The record is from RefSeq and is a predicted model, not a curated record. Bases 139 to 849 code for a protein of 236 amino acids. NCBI's taxonomy places the organism in Eukaryota, Viridiplantae, Streptophyta, Magnoliopsida, Celastrales, Celastraceae. The transcript is spliced from 3 exons.
CAGAUUAAUCAGGUGGACCUAAUCUCUCCCUCUCUUGCUUUUCUUUCACCAUACUCUUUAAAACCACCACACCGGUGAUUAGUCUGCCUAGCUCAUUGGCAAAAUCUUUCUUGUCUUGUUUCUUCAUUAGAUCUAAACAUGAAGAAAAUGGAGAUUUUCUGUGCUUCUCCAGCAUCCACUGCUGUGUGUUCCAGCUUAGACCAGCGUUCAAUGGUCCGUCACUCUCACAGACACCUGGAUCGCUCUUUCAGUUCCAAGGCUGCUUACACACCUUGUUCAUCACAAUUGCCAAUUAGUCCGAGGCCUUCCUAUGAGAAGAUGAGGAAGAGUAAUUCUUCUAGUAAUAGGCCGAGUGAUUUGCAUAGAAAGAGCUCUGCAGGUGUAAAUGACCUUUAUAGUCCUCCUGGUUCAUCCAGAUAUCUUUUAAGAGAGUCUUCUACUACUUCUUAUAUUGAUUGGAAUAUUACUUCAAAUGACUCCGAUCGCGUCUCUGCUCUAGUUCCUUCGCAGCCUGCAAAGCCCUCUAGACGUGUAAUUAUAAGCUCAAAUGACUCUCAAGCUCUGAUCAAGUCCUCUCCUUCUGCUCCGUCGCGACACCAGGUUGUGGUUCUGAGGGUGUCAAUCCAUUGCAAAGGAUGCGAAGGAAAAGUGAGAAAACAUAUAUCUAAAAUGGAAGGAGUGACAUCAUUCAGUAUCGAUUUAGCGACAAAGAAAGUUACAGUAAUCGGAGAUGUGACUCCUCUGGGUGUACUUGAGAGCAUUUCCCGGGUGAAGAAUGCGCAGCUUUGGCCAUCUCCGACACCAUCAUCACCGUCGCCAUGUUCUGUUUUGAUCAACAAGAACAACUGAUGAAUAAAAACCAGUUCUGAUA